Scaptodrosophila lebanonensis is the source of this 1078-nucleotide messenger RNA. RefSeq lists its product as uncharacterized. Bases 1 to 927 code for a protein of 308 amino acids. NCBI's taxonomy places the organism in Eukaryota, Metazoa, Arthropoda, Insecta, Diptera, Drosophilidae. The record is from RefSeq and is a predicted model, not a curated record. The transcript has a single exon.
AUGAGAUCGAAUUGGAGCCUAUUAGGUCUUCUACUACUUGGCGGAAUUAUACAGUCAUUUUCACAGGAUGAAAAUAAGACCGAUGGCCCCACAAAUGAUCCGACCACCCUUAAUCCUGCAGGAGAUGAACCUAAGACCGAUGCCCACACAGAUGACCCGACCACCCCUAAGUCUUCAGACGAUGCACCUAAGACCGAGACCCACCCAGAUGGCGCGACAACCCAUAAACCUUCAGAAGAUGCACCUAAGACCGAGAGCCACCCAGAUGACGCGACCACCCGUAAACCUUCACAGAGCGCCAAUGAGACAAAUGACGUGAUCGUUUAUAAUUGUGAGCCUGACGAAGUGAUGACCCAGAACAAGGGAUGUGUUAAUCGGGAUGAACUUCUUGAUAGUGUGGUGAAUCGUGUUUGGGAUGAUGAGAAUCUGGAUGAUGCAAAGAAGAAGGCUGGUUUUAUGGAUAAGAUCAAAUGUAAAGAUAACGAGAUACUUACUCCUUUCGGUUGCGCGGAGAAGCCAAGAGCCGCGCAUCGACGUUCACACCGAGCUCCAGUCGGUUUUAAUAUCCUGGCUGGUAAUAAGGUGCUCAAAGCCGGAAGCGAUAAAGCUACAUACAACUUGGAGGAGCCGCUUGAACCGCGACAUUCAAACAACCAGCACCAUCACGGUUCCAAUAGGCCUGGCGCUCAUGGCAGCUCCGAUAAAUCCAAUGGGCCAGAUACAAAGCUUUAUGCACACAAUAGACCGAGAAAGUACGUUUUUCUGCCGGGUCGUCGGCUCAGUAGUGGACGACGGUGUCGACCAUAUGAGGUCAUGGGCCGCAAUCAUCGCUGCAUACGCAAGCGUGGCAAGAAUGGCGUUUAUAAGCACAAGAAUCACAAGUAUGGCUUGCAGCUGCGGCAUCGUCACCCGGCCGCCACGGAGUAGGACUUCAGCUGACCUUGAUGCCAAAAAGCUACCUGGCUUCGGCACAAGGGGAAAGUAGUUUGAGGGAAAUUUCAGUGUCCAACAAAACAAUUUUGUAAAUAUAAUAGAUAUUAAAGCAGUAAAAGCUUCUUCUUUAGAUUGAAACUAUUAA